Molecule: messenger RNA, 9924 nt
Organism: Microcebus murinus (gray mouse lemur)
Lineage: Eukaryota; Metazoa; Chordata; Mammalia; Primates; Cheirogaleidae
Source: RefSeq, a predicted model, not a curated record
CCCAAAGUGCUAGGAUUACAGGCAUGAGCCACCGCACGCGGCCUGUUUCUCUUUUUAUAGUUUCUAUUUCUCUGCUGUCAACUCUUAUAUUCCCCUUUGUUUCCUGGAGCAUAGUUAUAAUAACUAUUUAAUACUUCUAAAAAUAGUUGUCUGAUCAUUUCAAACCUUGGGUCAUCUGGCCAUUGGCAUCGGUUGUCUUUUUUGCUGACAGUUGGCCACAUUUUCCUGGUUCUUUGAGGAAUAAUUUUGGACUUUAUUCUGGACAUUUUGAAUAUAGACUUUUUAGAUGGUAGAAGACUUUUUAAGGUCUUUUAAAACAUAGAUUAUGCUGUAUAGACUUUGAGCACUAUUCCAAGUCCUCUGGAGAAUGUUGGUUUUGUUGUUUUGUUUUGUUUUGUUUUUGUUUUAGCAGGCUAUCCACCUGGUUAGGUUCAGUGGUUCUAGCAUUAAGCCUUCACUCACUAUGCUGCUUGGGGCCUGGCCCAUGUGUGGGAGUUAUUCUGAGACUUUGGGCCAGAGGAUGUUGAAAUUGUAGCUCAGAUCUCAAAUGCAUAACUCAUGGGUGAGCCCAAACAGUGAAGGUUCAUACACAGAAUGGGAGGAAUCUCCUUCUCCAGCUGAUUUCUCUCUGGGAUUCCCCCCUGCCAGUAUCCUGGGACACUGUCUAGCUCGCAGGAAUUCCUUUUCCUAGUCCUCUAGUGAGAAAGCUGGGAUUUCUCUCCAUUGUAGCUGCCUAUACCACACCUGCUGCAGUACAGCUGUGACGGGGGCCCAACCCUGGACAAAACUUUGAGAGAAGAGGGGGCAAUGAGAAAGUCACCCCUACACAGAGUGCCUCCCCACAUUUUGACUGCUCUACCCAAUCCAUCUACUUUUGUUUACUUUUUAUUAUUUAUGUUUUUUAUAUCGUACUUUGUCCAGUUUUUUGUUUUUGUUAUAAGUUAGCAGGAGAGAGAGGCUGUGGUGGGCUUAUCCCAUCUUGGAUGACCCAAAAGUCCUAAAUCACUACCUGUAUUAAUUUUCUGUGCUGUGUAACAAAUCACCACAAACUUGGUUGCUUAAGGCAAUACACAUUUAUUAUUUUACAAAUUCUGUGGGUCAGAAUUUGGGCUUAGCUGGAUCCUCUGCAAGGCUAUAGUCAAGGCAAGGGCUGGGUUUUCAUCUGGACACUGCUGGGGAAGGGAUGGUGUCUAAGCUCCCUCAGGCUGCUGGCAGAAUUCAGUUCCUUGCAGCCGUAGGAUUCACGACAGCUUGGUUCUUCAAAGCCAGCAACCGAGCGGGAGACUCUAAAGCCAAUCUGAUAGAAAGGUGGAGUUUUGUAUAAGACGCAAGGAAGCAGCGUACACCUGUGCCAUGUUCUAAUGGUUAGAAGCAAGUCAUGGGUCCCUUUCAUACUCUAGGGGAGGGGAUUAUGCAAACGUAUGAACAUCAGACCUCAGAGUCUAUCAACCACAUUACACUUUGAUCCUCACAAAAAGCUCUUCCCUACCCCAUCUGGUCCUGAUGGUCAAAGCCAUCUGGUACAUAAUUCCCUUUUCCACCCCAAGUCCUGGUGUCAUGUUGAAUGACUUAAGCUUUUUAUAAGCAAUCCAUCCAGUACUCAGGCCUACAGGCUUUUGAGCUCCUAUGUGCUAGUGACUUUAUUUUACUUUAGAAUCCAGUCCUUGUGACUCUAAAUCCCAAGCAUACUCUCUGUUACUCUCUUUCUUCCCUUAAUAUAUCACAUAUUAUGUAUGAUUCAAGCUUUGCCUUCUCUCUCUUGUUAGACUAUAUGUUCCUCGAGGUCUAAGACUAUUUUAUGUCUUCUCAUAUUGCCCACAAAGGUCUUGUGAAUAUUUCUUGCACAUAGCAGGUAUUCCAACACAUGUUGAAUAAAUUAAGAACCUUAACUAUUUCUAUGACAACUGGACAGGAUACUCCUUCCUUCCUCUUCCCCUUUUUAAUUUUGUCUGAUAAUGUUUUACCAGCCCUUCUGAAUAUAAACACUACAAGGAAAUUCUAAUUGAAUUAGCCAGACUUCCUAAAUAAUGGCAUAUAAGACAUAUACCCACACUCUCUCACAAAAUAAAUUUGUGGUUAUUUUAAUGAUAUGACAUUUGUCUAACCAGUGUAACUUCACGGUAUAAGCUCUGGUGUAUCCUGUAGGUAAAACUAAGUUAGGAUGAGAAAGAUUUACAAUUUCUGAUAACUAAACCUAAAAAAAAAAAAAAAAAAAAAAAAUUAAGUCCCUACCCUCUUAAUUUGGGUACAAAUGUAGGAAGUAAUCAACUGAUAAAAAGAUUGGAGAUUUGUAACAUUUCCAUUCAGAAUAGUUGUGCAUGGAUUGGAGUACCUGGAUUCCCAGGCUAACUACAUAAUUUAAUCUUUUAAAUCGACGUUUCUCUGGGAAGAUGUGCAAUAACUAGAAACACUGAGAUGAUACCCUUGGAGGCCCACUGAUGAGGAAUCUCCUCCCACCCCAUCCUUCUUCUAGCUCCUUCCAAAUAUGAAUGUUGCUGCCUUCUCCACCCAAAGCCUCCUAAUCCAGUGAUUGUAAAACUCUUUGAGAAUAAAAGAAACAUAUUGAAAACCCAGAUUAUUAAAAAGCUUUCUCUCUAAUAAAACUCAGUAUAGAGGGCCCACUGUAGUAUGCCUUACCAUAUGAGGCAUAGGUAGUUUAUGUCCACUUUGACCCUUCAGACUUGCUCUGGGCUCAGCAGUUACACGCAUAUCAGAUUUCCUCCUUACCUAGUUCCCAUGCUACUGAAAUAUAAGCCGUGUCGCCAGUUGAAGGGAUGCUAUUCUCUUUAGCAGAGCUGCAUAGGAAGCUGGAGUUCUUUGCAGUGGCGAUAAACUGAAAAUGAAGUGAAUGCAAACGAAUAGAGGAAUGACUGAAUACCAUAUGAUGACAUUCACUCCACGGGAGAAAGAGCAAGAAACACAAGAAGAGGAACGUUUGAUGGAAGAAAAGAAAAAGAAAAAGCAGGAAGAAAAGAAAAAGAAGGAAGGUGCUCAGAAAAAGGCUGCUGAUCAAAAAACCAAAGUGCCAGAACCUACUAAGACCUGUUCAAGCCAGCCCCAACCUGCCGGUACCAGUCCUUCCACCAGCACUAUCUCCAGCAGCAGCAAUGGCAAGCGUGCAUCUGCCAGUGGCCAGCAGCCAGCUGCAUCCCGUUACCUGCCUCGCGAGGUGCCUCCACGCUUCCGCCAGCAAGAGCAGAAGCAGCUAUUGAAGAGAGGUCAGCCAUUGCCUACGGGGACUCUAACCAGUGUGAGCCCAGCCCAGGGUGCCGGGCCUGCAGGGGUAAGCCCUCCUCCCCUGCCUGGAGCCGGAACACAGCAUCAUCCCAGUAAACUCCAACCAGAUCUCAGUCACAGUGGAUUGGCAGAUCAUUAUGAAAAUUCCCACUGGGGACAGCAGCCCACUUACAGAAGUGAAGCCAACUGCAGCUGGGAUAAAGUGAUAAUAGACAGGACUGACAAGGAGGCGUGGCCUUCCAUCACAGGAGCAGAGACGGAAUCUGCCUCAGAAUGUACCACGGACACUGACUCUGCCUCCAACUGUGGCUCAGAGAACAGUAGCAUGGCUACGGGGAGUGCCCAGGGCAACUUCACUGGACACACCACGAAGACAAAUGGCAAUAAUGGCACCAAUGGCGCACUCGUCCAAAGCCCUUCCAACCAGAGUGCCCUUGGGGUGGGCGGAGCAAACAGUAACGGGGGUGCGGCCAGAGUGUGGGGUGUAGCCACAGGCUCCGGCUCUGGCCUGGCUCACUGCUCUGUCAGUGGUGGGGAUGGAAAAAUGGACAACAUGAUUGGAGAUGGGAGAAGUCAGAACUGCUGGGGUGCUUCCAACUCCAAUGCUGGCAUUAAUCUUAACCUUAACCCUAAUGCCAACCCAGCUGCCUGGCCUGUACUGGGACACGAAGGAACUGUGGCGACAGGCAACCCUUCCAGUAUUUGCAGUCCAGUCAGUGCCAUAGGUCAAAACAUGGGCAACCAGAAUGGGAACCCAGCAGGCACUUUAGGUGCUUGGGGAAACUUGCUGCCGCAAGAGAGCACAGAACCACAAACGUCCACUUCUCAGAAUGUGUCUUUCAGCGUACAACCUCAGAACCUUAACACUGAUGGACCAAAUAACACUAACCCCAUGAACUCUUCACCAAACCCUAUCAAUGCAAUGCAGACGAACGGACUGCCAAACUGGGGCAUGGCUGUUGGCAUGGGGGCCAUCAUCCCGCCCCACCUGCAAGGCCUUCCUGGUGCUAAUGGAUCAUCAGUCUCUCAAGUCAGUGGGGGUGGUGGUGAAGGAAUAAGCAAUUCUGUGUGGGGACUGUCCCCAGGUAACCCUGCCACAGGAAAUAGCAGUUCUGGGUUCAGUCAGGGGAAUGGAGACACUGUGAACUCAGCAUUAAGUGCUAAACAAAAUGGAUCCAGCAGUGCUGUGCAGAAGGAAGGAAACGGAGGAAACGCUUGGGAUUCAGGCCCACCUACUGGUCCUGGAAUACUUGCGUGGGGAAGGGGCAAUGGCAACAGUGGCGUUGGUAAUAUCCAUUCAGGAGCAUGGGGCCACCCCAGCCGGAGCACCUCCAAUGGUGUGAAUGGGGAGUGGGGAAAGCCCCCAAACCAGCAUUCCAGUAGUGACAUCGGUGGGAAAGGAUCGACAGGGUGGGAGAGUCCCAGUGUCACCAGCCAGAACCCUACCGUGCAGCCUGGCAGUGAACACUUGAACUCUUGGGCCAAAGCUGCAUCUUCUGGAACUACAGCAAGUGAAGGAAGCAGCGAUGGCUCUGGCAGUCACAGUGAAGGAAGCACUGGGCGGGAAGGAACCGGAGAAGGCCGAAGGCGGGACAAAGGGACUAUAGACCAAGGGCACAUCCAAUUGCCAAGGAAUGAUCUCGACCCGAGAGUUCUGUCUAAUACUGGUUGGGGACAGACUCCUGUAAAGCAAAACACUGCCUGGGAAUUUGAAGAAUCCCCUAGGUCUGAAAGGAAAAAUGACAAUGGGACAGAGGCCUGGGGUUGCGCAGCUACUCAGCCUUCAAACUCAGGGGGGAAGAACGAUGGGUCCAUCAUGAACAGUACAAAUACCUCUUCAGUAUCUGGGUGGGUCAGCUCGCCACCUGCCGCUGUGCCAGCAAACACAGGCUGGGGAGACAGCAACAGCAAAGCGCCGAGUGGGCCAGGGGUGUGGGGAGACUCGAUAAGCUCUACUGCUGUUAACAAUGCUGCUGCCACCAAGAGUGGCCAUGCUUGGAGUGGGACCGCAAAUCAGGAGGACAAGUCACCCACCUGGGGUGAGCCUCAAAAACCCAAAUCCCAAAACUGGGGAGAUGGACAGAGAUCAAAUCCAGCCUGGGGUGCAGGAGGGGGCGAUUGGGCAGAUUCCUCAUCUGUCCUCGGACACUUGGGGGAUGGAAAAAAAAAUGGAUCUGGGUGGGAUGCAGACAGCAACAGGUCAGGGUCUGGUUGGAAUGAUGCUGCGAGGUCUGGGACCAGUGGCUGGGGCAAUGGCACAAAUGCAAAGGUCAAUCCAGGCACAAACUGGGGGGAGUCUUUAAAACCAGGUCCCCAACAGAACUGGGUUAACAAACCCCAUGACAACAAUGUGAGUAACUGGGGAGGAGCUGCUUCUGUGAAACAGACAGGAGCAGGGUGGGCUGGGGGGCCAGCACCUCUCAAACAGAAGGACUGCAGCGAGGCGACUGGCUGGGAGGAACCCUCUCCACCAUCCAUCCGACGCAAAAUGGAAAUCGAUGAUGGUACCUCAGCUUGGGGGGACCCAAGCAACUAUAACAAUAAAACUGUCAACAUGUGGGAUAGAAACAACCCGGUCAUCCAGAGCAGUACCACGACCAAUACCACCGCCGCCGCCGCCGUGAGCAACACCACACACAGGGUAGAGACGCCGCCCCCGCACCAGGCCAGUGCGCAGCUGAAUCGGUCACCGUUGCUCGGUCCAGGUAUGAAAGUUUCCUCAGGCUGGGGAGAAAUGCCUAAUGUUCACUCAAAGGCUGAAAACUCUUGGGGAGAACCAUCCUCCCCUUCUACCCUGGUUGACAAUGGCACAGCAGCGUGGGGGAAGCCACCCAGCAGUGGUAGCGGAUGGGGAGAUCGCCCCGCAGAACCUGCCGUGGCGUUCGGAAGGGCUGGCGCACCCGCUGCUGCUCCAGCCCUGUGCAAACCAGCUUCAAAAUCUAUGCAAGAAGGCUGGGGCAGUGGUGGGGAUGACAUGAAUCUCGGUACCAGCCAGUGGGAGGAUGAAGAAGGAGACAUGUGGAAUAAUGCUGCUUCCCAAGAAAGUACCUCUUCCUGCAGCUCCUGGGGGAAUGCUCCCAAAAAAGGACUUCAGAAGGGCAUGAAGACAUCUGGCAAGCAGGACGAGGCCUGGAUCAUGAGCCGGCUGAUCAAACAACUCACAGACAUGGGCUUCCCGAGAGAGCCAGCUGAAGAGGCCUUGAAGAGCAACAACAUGAACCUUGAUCAGGCCAUGAGCGCUCUGCUGGAAAAGAAGGUGGACGUGGACAAGCGCGGCCUGGGAGCGACAGACUACAAUGGAAUGGUCACCAAACCCCUCGGCUGCCGCCCACCGAUCUCCAAAGAGUCUUCCAUGGACCGCCCCACCUUUCUUGACAAGGAUGGCGGCCUCGUGGAAGAGCCCACGGCUUCACCGUUUCUGCCUUCCCCAAGCCUGAAGCUCCCCCUUUCAAACAGCGCACUCCCCAAUCAGGCCCUGGGUGCGAUUGCCUCAGGGCUGGGCAUGCAGAACUUGAAUUCUUCUAGACAGAUACCGAGUGGCAAUCUGGGUGUGUUUGGCAAUAGCGGAGCAGCGCAAGCCAGGACCAUGCAGCCGCCGCCGCAGCCACCAGUGCAGCCUCUUAACUCCUCCCAGCCCAGUCUCCGUGCUCAAGUGCCUCAGUUUCUAUCCCCUCAGGUUCAAGCACAGCUUUUGCAGUUUGCAGCAAAAAACAUUGGUCUCAACCCUGCACUAUUAACCUCGCCAAUUAAUCCUCAGCAUAUGACGAUGUUGAACCAGCUCUAUCAGCUGCAGCUGGCAUACCAACGUUUACAAAUCCAGCAGCAGAUGUUACAGGCCCAGCGUAAUGUUUCCGGACCCAUGAGACAACAGGAGCAGCAAGUUGCGCGCACAAUCACUAAUCUGCAGCAGCAGAUCCAGCAGCACCAGCGCCAGCUGGCCCAGGCCCUGCUCGUGAAGCAGCCGCCACCGCCGCCGCCACCGCCGCACCUGUCUCUGCACCCCUCUGCAGGCAAAUCGGCCAUGGACAGCUUCCCCCCGCACCCCCAGGCUCCCGGCCUACCUGACCUGCAGACCAAAGAUCAGCAGUCUUCGCCCAACACCUUUGCUCCUUACCCUCUCGCUGGACUGAACCCAAACAUGAAUGUCAACAGCAUAGACAUGACCGGUGGUUUGUCGGUGAAGGACCCGUCUCAGUCCCAGUCCCGCCUCCCUCAGUGGACACACCCCAACUCCAUGGAUAACUUGUCCAGUGCUGCUUCUCCCCUGGAUCAGAACCCUGGCAAGCACGGUGCUAUCCCUGGAGGUCUGAGCAUUGGGCCUCCAGGUAAGUCCUCCAUUGAUGACUCCUAUGGCCGGUACGAUUUAAUCCAGAACAGUGAGUCACCAGCCAGUCCUCCUGUAGCUGUUCCCCAUAGCUGGUCACGUGCCAAAUCUGACAGUGAUAAAAUCUCAAAUGGCUCCAGCAUCAACUGGCCCCCAGAAUUCCAUCCUGGAGUUCCAUGGAAAGGACUUCAGAAUAUCGAUCCCGAGAAUGACCCUGACGUCACUCCUGGCAGUGUCCCUACCGGGCCUACCAUCAACACCACCAUCCAGGAUGUCAACCGCUACCUCCUCAAGAGUGGAGGGUCCUCCCCACCGUCAUCUCAGAAUGCCACGCUGCCUUCCUCGAGUGCCUGGCCGCUCAGUGCCUCCGGCUACAGCAGCUCUUUCAGCAGCAUCGCAUCCGCGCCUAGCGUUGCAGGUAAACUGUCAGACAUUAAAUCAACGUGGUCCUCUGGCCCAGCCUCCCACACGCAAGCCUCUCUGUCUCAUGAACUGUGGAAGGUGCCCAGAAACACUACUGCACCCACGAGGCCACCCCCAGGGUUAACCAAUCCCAAGCCUUCCUCCACCUGGGGCGCCAGCCCCCUUGGCUGGACCAGCUCCUACUCCUCGGGUUCUGCGUGGAGCACCGACACCUCAGGAAGAACAAGCAGCUGGCUCGUUCUUCGAAACCUCACACCCCAGAUCGAUGGUUCUACACUGCGGACAUUGUGUUUGCAACACGGGCCUCUCAUCACAUUCCACCUGAAUCUGACUCAAGGCAACGCCGUGGUCCGGUACAGCUCCAAGGAGGAAGCUGCCAAGGCCCAGAAGUCUCUGCACAUGUGUGUCCUGGGAAACACUACCAUCCUGGCUGAGUUCGCUGGCGAAGAAGAGGUAAACCGCUUCCUAGCCCAAGGCCAAGCGCUGCCGCCCACCUCCAGCUGGCAGUCCAGCAGCGCCACCAGCCAGCCGCGGCUGGGCACCUCGGGCAGCUCCCACGGGCUGGUGCGCAGCGACGCCGGCCACUGGAGUGCCCCGUGCCUGGGUGGCAAGGGGGGCGGUGAGCUGCUGUGGGGCGGGGGGCCCCAGUACUCGAGCAGCCUGUGGGGCCCGCCCAGCGCCGACGACGGCAGGGUGAUCGGCAGCCCCACCCCGCUGACCACUCUGCUGCCUGGGGACCUGCUCAGCGGGGAGUCCCUCUAGGAGCCACAGUCACCCGCACAAGGAGAGCUGGCCCUUUCCAGCCGCGGUGCCGUGGACCUGCUGGCCUGCGCGGCGGCAGCCCCUUCGAGUACCUCUGUCCAGUUCUGAAGACGGACCUUGGCCGCGGCCCUUGUGAACUGUUGGCGCAACAGUGCGGGCUGCGUUCGGUCAGUGUCACAUGCUAACGACAGGAUGUUCCUCAUAGCUUUUUAUUUUGUGUGUCUUAUGUUUGUAUGGUGUGUUGUCAUUUUGAUUUUUUAAGUAUAAAAGCUGCUUAGAAUAGUUCUAUCAUGAAGGGCACUUUUCAGAUCGUGGGCUGGAAAGGGUUAUUUUAUCACGGGGGGAGGGAGGGAGGGGGACGUGAAGCCUAUUUAAAAUGAGCCUGUGACGAUUAUGCACAUUACCAGAGGCGGCCGGUGAGCGGGGCAGAGCCUGGUGCGGCCGGCAGGCGCGGGCUCCGCGGCGGGAGUCAGCGGAAGGCGCGGUCUGCGAUCUGCUCUCUGUUCGCCCGGAUCCGCCUAUGCACAUUACCCUUGUUUCAUUACUUUUUCAUGUCAUUUUUUUUAUCCCAAAAAAUAUUUUUUAAAAGUUAAAAAAAAAGACAUAUCAAACAUGCAAAUACUUGAAUCCAGCAGGCCAAUAAUGAAAUGUGAACACUUUCUAAGUCUAAUUCUACACUUCCAGGUUGACAUCAGUACACAGAAACAGGCUCUAGGAAAAUUUCUGAGUUCAUCGCCUAUGUGUGUGUGUGGAAACAGAACGCGUGUGUGCACGUGUGUAGUGCGUGCUUCCGCAUGGCACGCACCGUCUAUGUUCGUGUGUUUGAAGGCGUGUGAGGGAUCUAACUGUGGGUUUCCUUUUAUUCAGUAUAUGCUUUUCUUUGGCGCAUUGGUCAAACGUUUGUUAUCGUUAUUAGCUUCUAACUUUGCACUGAGUGUCCCUGCCCUCCCUCCAGCUAACCCUAGAUGUUAAAGAGAAUUCAUAGGACAGGGCCGGUGACAAUUCACGUGUAAAUGUUUACUCAAGGACUCUGUUACUGCGUCUAAAAAUUACAGUGUAUAUCUCUGGAGAAAUAAUAUGUAUACCUACCUUUAGCAGCUUUUUAUUGUGGACUAAUGCAAGAAAGUUAUUACCAGAGUAUUGCACCAUUUUUCCAUUUGGAAUAUAAAGUUAAAGAG